Messenger RNA from Aricia agestis (brown argus), 2122 nucleotides. RefSeq lists its product as uncharacterized. The record is from RefSeq and is a predicted model, not a curated record. Gene Ontology annotation, molecular function: zinc ion binding; carbonate dehydratase activity. Lineage: Eukaryota; Metazoa; Arthropoda; Insecta; Lepidoptera; Lycaenidae. The transcript has 16 exons. Bases 155 to 2122 code for a protein of 655 amino acids.
CACCGCGUCGCGCGCACUUUUUUACAUAAAAAUAUAAUAUAUUUUACGAAAUAUGUAUAUAAACAAAACUAUGUCAUAUAUCGGGUCAGUCGGUUACGGAAGACUGUGCAGUGCACACACAUAGUUUCGGAAAUAUUCCAAAAGUGUUGCAACGAUGUGGUCACUAAUUCUGUUGUUAGUGAACGCUGCCGGCUACAUGUGUUCCGACGACCACGGUCACGGCGACGACAGCGCGCAGGAUCACGGAGAAGACCAUGGCUGGACGUACGAAUUCGAGAGCAAGUGGCCGGGUCAGUGCAACGCGGGCAACAUGCAGUCCCCCAUCAACGUGGUGACGGCAGACGCCAUCAUGGACAAGAACGAGGUGGUGCUGCGCGGCCCGCUCGUGUUCAGAGGGUACACCAAUGUCAACAUGGCCGCUGAGAAUAACGGGCAUACGGUAAAAUGGAUGGUGGAGCCGGACGCGCCGGCGCCGCUGCUGUCGGGCGGCCCGCUGCGGGGCAACUACAGCUUCAUACAGUUCCACCUGCACUGGCUCUCAGAACACGCCAUCGAUGGGAAGAAAUUUCCCGUGGAGAUCCACUUCGUGCACAUGAAGACCGGCCUGUCAUCGGAGGAGGCGCUCAAGCGGCCCGACGGCCUCGCCGUCGUUGCGGUCAUGGGUGAGGUAAGCAGCGGACCAGAUAGUGAGUACGCAUUCGAGCAGAUCGCGCCCGCCUUGCCCGACCUCGUGCAGCGCUCACAGGGAAAAGUUAAAGCCUCCUACAUAGACCUUACGAGGUUGCUCAGUCCGGAGACGCAGUCGUACUAUACCUAUCACGGCUCGCUGACCACUCCGCAGUGCCAAGAGAUCGUUACGUGGAUCGUCAUGGACAAGCCCAUCACAGUCGGAGACGGACAGUACAAGCUCCUCAGCAAAAUCGACGUGGGCGGCAUCAACAACUACCGCAGCCUGCAGCCUGCCAACCGCAUGGUGUACCGCAGCAUCGCCUCCUGCGCCGCCGUCGCCGCGCCCAGCUCCAUCGGCCUCAUGGCCAGCCUCAUCAACUUCUCCGCCUCCCUCUCCACCACCUUCAGCAGAGGAAUCUGCGCCCUCGUCAACAUCAAGAGGAAGAUAUUCGGGAACGCCAUCAAGGAGUGCACGGACAAAGGCUUUCCGAUAAUGUGUGUGUUAACUAUUCUUCUUGGUCUCUCAUAUUUAGAUGUAAGUACGUCUUUGUCUAUCGAAGAUAUCAAAUUGGAGGACUUAACAGAAUUGGAGCAACCCAGCACCUUAUGUGAAAAGGUGGGCUGGCGGCAGUCCCCUAUCAAUAUUGAGGAUCAUGAUACCAUCAAGGACUUCGAGAGAAUGUUCAUAAAGUAUGGACACCUCAAGUUUUAUGGGUACCACAAUGUGCUGAUGACAGGAGUCAACGAUGGAAAAAACAUAAGGUUCAUAGCAGACGGCGACCAGAGCAUGCGGCCCCGCGUCACUGGCGGCCCUCUGGAGCGCUUCUACUACCUCACCGAGGUGACCUUCCGAUAUCCCUCCGAACAUGCUCUGGAUGGUGGCAAAUACCCCAUGGAGAUACAGUUGGUGCACGUCCGCGACAACCUCACUCUCACCACAGCGCGCCAUUUCCGCGACGGUUUGGCCAUUUUCUCCGUUUUCUCUAAUAUAUCAGAACCAGAGAACAUAACGCACAGACACCCCACUGACGAGAUACACGAUUUCCUGCCAGAGCUGACGAAGACGGGUAAACUAAGUGGCUUGCUGAUCGACCUGAGGGAUAUAUUAGUCCCAGCUAAUGGUAUCUUCUACACCUACAUGGGCUCCCUGACGGUGCCGGACUGCAAUGAAAUUGUGAUUUGGAUCGUGUUCAAAAACCCUAUCUACAAAUCGUAUGAAAGUUACUCAAUAAUAACGGAAGAAGGUACCAAGCCGUCCAACAGCCGCGCGCUGCAGGAGCUGCGUCGUCACAUCGUGUACCAGCCACCGGAGCCGUUCUUCGCCACGCCCGUCGCAGUACAGAACCUCGUGUCCGCCGUCACCAACAUGGUGGGCUUCAUCAAGGAGGUGUCCUUGUUAGUAUUCCUUGUUUCUACUUGGCAUAGUCUGCGAUUUCCGAGGAAUCCAUUCUAA